AUGGCUCACGAAGCGGAGCUCGCCUUUUUCAAGCACUUGCUUCCGGUGGGGAGCCAGCAACAGCAGACUGGGUCGGUGCAGAUGGAGACGAAGGGCCCAAACAAGAGAGCAAGGACGGAGAUCAACCGCAGUCACAAGGGCCGGGGCAAGGGCCACAGACAGCAAGCCAAUCGGAAACCCAAAGAUGGGCAGGAUCAGAGCCGCGACCUUCAGAAGUUGGUCGAGGCCACGGCAAAGCUCACCCUGAAGUUGGCGGACGCGCAGCAGGUUCUUCUUCAGGACUGUGGCCUUACAUGGUUCGUCAGCGCGGAGCCGGGAGGCAUACUUCCCACGAUGUUUGGCGUGAGCUCGGAGUGGAGAAAACUGCAGGAGACCAGCCCGCACCUGAUCACAAGCCCGCUGCCGACCCUCAUGAUGAGCUGCGUUCUGGAAGAGCUGGUUGCGAGGAUGCGGAAAACAGUGGCGGAGGAGGCCAUGCAAAAGUCGGCGCUCCAGGCGGGCUGGUGCACGGAAGCGGGCACAUGGCUUUACAAGCGCUGGGGCCCAGUCAAGAAGGACCUGGUGGCGGCCAAGACGACUCCGCUUGCCCUGUCCGAUCUGGAGACCAUAGUGAAGGAGAUCCAGGCAGACAUCCAG
This is a messenger RNA of Symbiodinium pilosum, 636 nucleotides long. Lineage: Eukaryota; Dinophyceae; Suessiales; Symbiodiniaceae. The record is from the annotation of a GenBank genome assembly.